UGUUAACCAAAAAUGUUUUCUGCCAGAGAUUAACUCAGGUUUUCAAGAAAAACCAUACAAACCUGCUCCAUCGCUUCUUCAAAACCUGUAAGAUAUGCAACCUAGUAUUGUGGGGAUGAUGAAUAUUCUACUUCGAAUUUCAAUUCUGAUUAUGAAUUAUUGAGAACAAAGGAAAAGUAUAAAUAAAAGUGCGAGGAAAUAGAUAUGAAGAAAAACCAAUUACAUUCUGAUCACCUAGAUUUGGAAUUAAGAGCUGAGGUAUCAAAUACAUUGGUAAAUAGAAACUAAGGUAGGGAGAGAAUGAAGUAAGGUAUAUGGCUGAAAUUCUUAAAAGCAAGAUCAAAUAAAUUUAACAACAAGAAUAACAAAUUAAGGAAAAUCAAACUGCCUUUGUUGAUAAGCUCAAAGACAAGGAAUUGGGCUUAAUUGAAUAAUAAAAAUCAAUCUAAGAAAAACAAGAUCAAUUAAAUAUAAGAGAAUAAUAACUAUCAAUUCGUGAACAAUCCCUAAAAGAAAAAGAAUCUCUCCUAUCAGAGUAAAUUCAUUACUAUACUCAAUUUAAUGAACGUCUGAAAAUCAAUUUAGAAGAACUCAAUAAAAAGGAAUGUAUUUUUAUUUUCAAUCAAAUUAGAAUUUUACAUUCAAUAAAUUAGGAAUAUGAAUUAAACCGUUGAAAGUUUAAUGGCACAUGAAAAUCAUAUCAGAGAUCUAGAAUUUAAACUAACUCAAUAAAUCUAAAAAUUAAAAGAUUUUGAUAACUAAAUUCGGUAAAAGUAAAUAGUUACAAUAGAAUAUAGGUUUUAAAUUGUAAACAAUAAGAAGAACUAAUUGAUUAAAAAGAGUAAGGAAUUUUUAAGACUUAAGAAUUGAUUAAUCGCAAAUUACUUUGGGAUUAAAAAAAUAUCACUAGGUAACAUCUACAAUAGAUUUCAAACUACAUGAGUGACUAAAAUUACUUUUGA
Molecule: messenger RNA, 962 nt
Organism: Paramecium octaurelia
Lineage: Eukaryota; Ciliophora; Oligohymenophorea; Peniculida; Parameciidae
Source: the annotation of a GenBank genome assembly